GGAAAAAGUACAACCUACGAUUCUUUUAGAUUUCUCCGAGGUUUUUUUGGUAAAUAUAUAAAGCAAUUAAUUUUGCCUACCUACUUUGUUAUUUUGAUGUUUUUUUUUGGAUUAUACUUUGAUUAGAUGGUUGUGGAGUAUUCUCCUUUGUGAUUAGAGAUACGGUGUUUUGGGAUUAUUGGUUAUUAGGUUUUUUUUGGGGGUUUUGUUUAGGUAUACGAUUUGAGAUUGGAAAAAAGUUUUUUUUUUUUUUUUUUUAGUUCGUGGGUUGUUCCAGAAUAUAAAAGUUGAUUGGGGGUUUGGUUUUUUUUAUUUUGAAAGAUUGGGAAUUGAUUAGGUUUUGGGUUUUGAAUUUAGGAUUUGUGAGUGGGGAAUUAGGGUUUGACUGAUGGAUGAAGCACAUGGAAGUUCAAGUUCCUUGCCUCCUUUUCUAGCAAAGACUUAUGAGAUGGUGGAUGAUUCUUCCUCGGAUCCUAUCGUUUCGUGGAGUUUGAAUGACAAAAGUUUCGUCGUGUGGGAUCCAGCUGAAUUCGCAAGGAUUUUGCUUCCUAGAUUCUUUAAGCACAAUAACUUUUCCAGUUUUAUCAGGCAGCUGAAUACAUAUGGAUUUAGAAAAGUUGAUCCGGAACAAUGGGAAUUUUCCAAUGAUGAUUUUGUAAGAGGGAAACCACAUCUUAUGAAGAAUAUCCAUAGACGUAAGCCGGUUCAUAGCCAUUCGUUGCAGAAUCUUCAAGCACAAGCCCCUCUAUCGGAGUCUGAAAGGCAAAGUUUGAACGACGAAAUAGAGAAGCUGAAACACGAUAAAGAACAACUCAUGAUGGAGUUGAAGAGACACCAACUUGAGUGGCAAACAUAUGAGAUUCAAAUACAUUGCACAAAAGACCGGUUGGAAAAAUUGGAACAAAAGCAACAGAAAUUUGUGUCUUCUGUUUCUCAAGUAUUGCAGAAACCGGUGAUGAUUGCUGUAAAUCUCUUGCCACUGACAGAAACCAUGGAUAGAAAACGUAGGUUGCCGAGAAGUGGCUGCUUUAACAAUGAAGCUAUUAUGGAAGAUGGUAUUGAAACUUCUGUAGGUUUGCCCAGAGAUAAUGCAGAGGGUACCUCUCUUUUGACAUUAAAUGCAGAGAGAUUGGAUCAGCUUGAGUCAUCCAUGGUAUUUUGGGAGACUAUUGCGCAUGAAGCUGGUGACAACUUUGUUCAUGCUCGUUCAAACAUUGAUUUAGAUGAAUCUACAUGCUGUGCUGAUAGUUUGUCUAUAUCUUCUGGGCAACUAGAUGUUGAAGUUCAACCUAAGUCAUCUGGAAUUGACAUGAAUUCUGAGCCAACUGCUGCUCCUGCUGUUGUUGCAUUAAAAGAACAACCUGUGGGAAUCACCACUGCAGCAACUGGGGUUAAUGAUGUAUUCUGGGAACAGUUCUUGACAGAGGAUCCUGGUGCAUCGGAAGCACAUGAAGUGCAAUCAGAAAGAAAGGAUUCUAAUAGCAGAAAAAAUGAAGGAAAACCUAGUGAUCACGGCAAAUUUUGGUGGAACAUGCGGAAAGCAAAUAAUCUUCCUGAACAGAUGGGGCGUGUUGAUCAAGUAGAGAAAAUUUAGUAGCCAUUAAUUAUAUCUUCUGGUUGUGAUGUCCCACAAUCACAUGUAAUAAUUUUGGUAUGUAUUGUUUCUUUUUUAUUUUAUUUUUAUAGAA
Messenger RNA from Cicer arietinum (chickpea), 1688 nucleotides. RefSeq names its product heat stress transcription factor A-4a (gene HSFA4A). NCBI's taxonomy places the organism in Eukaryota, Viridiplantae, Streptophyta, Magnoliopsida, Fabales, Fabaceae. The record is from RefSeq and is marked validated. Gene Ontology annotation, molecular function: RNA polymerase II cis-regulatory region sequence-specific DNA binding; DNA-binding transcription factor activity. Gene Ontology annotation, cellular component: nucleus. Gene Ontology annotation, biological process: regulation of transcription by RNA polymerase II; cellular response to heat.